Anguilla rostrata (American eel) is the source of this 3726-nucleotide messenger RNA. Its product is annotated as protein phosphatase Slingshot homolog 3. The record is from RefSeq and is a predicted model, not a curated record. Gene Ontology annotation, cellular component: cytoplasm. Gene Ontology annotation, biological process: protein dephosphorylation; negative regulation of actin filament polymerization; actin cytoskeleton organization. The coding region runs from base 350 to 2293 and encodes 647 amino acids. The transcript has 17 exons. Gene Ontology annotation, molecular function: actin binding; protein tyrosine/serine/threonine phosphatase activity. Lineage: Eukaryota; Metazoa; Chordata; Actinopteri; Anguilliformes; Anguillidae.
UGUUUACUUUUCUCAGACGCAAUUAUUUCUUCCUGGUUCGACGCUGGGAGCAAAGAGUGUGCAUUACUGCCAUUUAACUGUAUUCCAGCAAGGAUUGAAAACUGCAUGCUCGGAACCAGGCUUAAACAUAACUGGAGAGCAGAAAGAGAUCCUGAAAAAGUAUAAAACAAAGGAAGGAAGAGAGUUCGGUGUCGAAUGGUACCUGGUAGAUAAAAGAGGAACCACUGCAACUGGUUUGUGGGUCGUCUCUUUGUUCCUGGAUAGCAUCCCGGAGUGGGACUGAGGGGGGCGGGGGUGCCGUGUCUCCAUACUAAGGCUAUUGGCAGUAGCUCCAAGGAAAGCUGGAGUUAUGGCUCUACUUACACUCCACAGAGCCCCCUCCAUCAGCACGGCACCGGAUGAAAGUGUUCCGAGGAGAGGGCGACUACAGAAACGGGAGAGUUUUGCUUUGGUGAAAGGUGUGGUGCUCUUGCUGGAAGAGGGGGAACAGACAGGCGAUGACACCGUGCUCACUGUAUGCAAGCCCUCACCAUCAGUGGGAGGGCAGUCCGAUGUGCAGCACAGGCACCUCCACGCCAUGGUGUCUCUGCUACGGCCCGAGGACACCCUCAAAAUGGCCGUGCGUUUGGAGUCAGUAAGCCUGGUCAGGGUCAGGUACCUCCUGAUCAUUUCGACUCUGUGCAAUAAAUAUGAGAGCAUUUUGUUGGGUGUGGACUUUCCCAGCAAAGACAGUGAUCACUGCACCAUUGGCCUAGUGGUUCCCAUUUGGAGUGACACCCAAGUAUAUCUGGAUGGUGAUGGUGGGUUCAGUGUGACCUCAGCAGAAGAGACUAGGAUUUUCAAGCCUGAGUCCAUUCAGACAAUGUGGUCUGUGUUGCAAGCACUGCACGGGUGCUGUGAGCGGGCAGUGAAGGGCGCAGUUAUCCCCAGCUGUGGUCUGGACUGGGCCCAGAACUAUGCCAGCCAGGUGGAGUCAGACCGGCACUGCCUAAACGAGUGGGACGCCAUGACAGGGCUGGAGUCUGUGAGGCAGGUUGAUGUGGAGCAGAGCUCAGAGAGAGUUACAGUGGAGAGGAAGAUUAAGGUCAAGCUGAGAGAAAUCAUGAGCACUGAGGACCUGGACAGCAUCACCAGCAAGCAGGUGCGGUUAGCACUGGAGAACAGCUUUGGCAUGGACAUGAAGGACUACAAGGAAUACAUUGACAAUGAGAUGAUGGUCACCAUGGCCCAGAUGGACAAACCCUCCAAAAUAUUUGACUACCUUUACCUGGGCUCUGAAUGGAACGCUGCCAAUUUUGAAGAGCUGCAGAAAAACAAUGUGGGAUACAUUUUGAACAUUACCAUGGAGAUAGACAACUUCUUCCCCGAUUCCUUCACUUACAUGAACAUCCGCGUGUAUGAUGUGGAGUCCACCGACCUGCUGUCUCACUGGAACACCACCUACAACUUCAUCAACACAGCCAGGCAGAGUGGACAAGCUGUGUUGGUGCACUGUAAGAUGGGUGUUAGCCGUUCAGCCUCUACCGUGGUGGCCUAUGCCAUGAAGCAGCAACAGUGGCCGCUGGACUACGCCCUGGCCUACGUCAUGGAGAGACGUCAUGUGAUAAAGCCCAACGAAGGCUUCCUGAAGCAACUACACAUUUACAGUGGGAUUCUGCAGGCCAGUCAGCAGCGCCACAGCGCCCUCUGGAAGAGGAGGAAGUCACGGGAGCUGAGGAAACAGUCCCUGCAGAACCACAAGGAGGAAGGAGAAAGUGAGGAAGAAGAGGUGGAGGAGGAGAGCCCAGAAGAACAGGAAGAGGAAGAGGAGGAGGAAGAAAAGGAGGUGUUCCCAGAGCCAGCUCCUCCCUCUGUCUCCCAGCAGAGUCACCCCCUGACCCCUUUCCCCCGUCAGGACACCCCACUUAUGCACCUCCAGGACAGUGACACGGUGUUAAAGAGUCCGAGCCGGAGCAGGAGGAUGAACCUGUUCUCCCUCAUGCAGUCCAUCUGUGAGCAGGAUGAGGAGGAAAGCAGAGGGUGCGAGAAAGAGCAGCUCCAGUUGGCUGCCACUCAGCGGAGGUCACCAGGGCAACGGAGGCAGGUCCAGAGCCAAGGCCGGAAGGGCCUCGUUCAUCAGAGGGCCCACGUGGACGUGUCCCCUGAGCCACGUAGCCAGUUGCCAUCCAGGGGUGGGCCCGGGGGGCAGAACAGGGUGGGGCUUUCCCUGCUUAGUAGUGGUGAGGAAGCAGGGGAGAAGAGAGGAGAGGGAGGUAGCGAUGGGGAGAGGACUGAGGAGGGGAAGAGUGGGUGAGGUGAGGGGAUGAAAAGAGAUGAUGAGAGAAAUAGAGGGAGAGGGAAAACGUUCUGGUCCAUGCACUGCACAGCAAACUGCUUAAACCAGUUAUCUUCAGGCAAUAAGGGAAGUAGUACGUUGUAGGGGCUGUUUAAACACAAACAGUGUGUUGACAUGUUAUACAUAACCAUGAAAGAAUUGCUAAUUAGUCCGGCGACCAGGGGCAUUGGAAUGUCCAAAACACCUCCAAACACUCCUCCAGCAUCCAGCCACUCCUGUAAUAUUUACAGCAGCACUUGUGUUUAUAAAACACAGUAUUUUUUACUGCACAAUGCUUGUGUGUCUCUGAGAGAAACAGACCCUCGGCACCCUGCCCCAGUGCUAGCCUGCUGUGUAUCGCUGGAGUACCUUAGCCCUUACAGUAUUACAUUGGAUCAUAGUGUUUUAUUGGGAACCCUAUCAGCCCCCCCCUCAUGCCUGCCUGAUGACAGCAAAUGCAGUCUUGCUAUUCUGUGUCAUAUGACUGCGUAAAAUCGUGCGACCUUUGUCUCUUUCCCUGGAAACAUUGACAUACUGUAGAUGUGGUUUACUGUUUAUAUUAUUACCAUUAGAGAACACAAGGGCGCUGUUUUUGCAUAGUCGAGACACAAUUAAUAAAUGUAUUUUUGUUUCAAGUAUUAUUUGAACACUCUUAUGCAUCUUUUUUCCCUCUCCCCCUUUCUCUCUGUCUCACUCCUCUUUACAAAGAUCUAUGCAAUAAUACUAUUUUAAGCUGUCUUUAUUGUAAGAAUGUGAAACUACGCUGGAAAUGAUUACUUAUCAAGGCCUUGUUUUUUUGUUUUCACUUCACCCGAAGCGUCCCGCCAUCUUGAGCACACGCUGGCGAGUACAUCUCGAUAACGUGCCACUGAUGGAGAGAUUGCUUGCCACAGUAUAUCGAAUCCAAUGCUCCUCAUGGAUGUCGUGUGGAAUGCAACUGAUAACUGCAGCUGUAGUAUUUUUAAUCUGGCCACAGCAAUGUUUUUUUAAAAAUACAAUAAUGGGAUCGAAACUUGUUGAAAGCUUUGAAGCACGUUUUUCCACGGUUACGUCACUGUACUGUGCUAGUGCCUUGGAUCCGGAUCAAUGGGUUGGUGCUACAAAAUGUCUCAGCCCUGUUUAUAGUAACUGUAUGGAUAUUACCAUAUGUGAUGGUGGCUUUUCAGGAUUUACCACUCCCCCCCCCCCCACUGUGCCUUACAGCAUUGUAUUUUCUUUCCCUGUGCCAGGAUGUUUGCAUGUGCAUUUUGUCAUGUCUGUGUUUUCCAGAAAGCAUUUAGCUGUAUACCUGCACACAUUUGUUUCUCUCUGUGCUUUGCCAGUGCAUGAACCAGGUGUGUGUGCAUUAAACCACAUGAUCUGUAACCAAUGGUAAGAGUUUAUUAAAGUCUCUCUCAAACAAAAAACCAAAA